Molecule: messenger RNA, 3408 nt
Organism: Symbiodinium necroappetens
Lineage: Eukaryota; Dinophyceae; Suessiales; Symbiodiniaceae
Source: the annotation of a GenBank genome assembly
AUGUGGCUUUGCUGGCUCCUGCCAUGCUCCAUGGUUACUGGAAACUGGGUGGAGCUUACACCGCCGUCAGGUGGUCCGAGAAGACUGAGCAGGAUGACAGCAGUGUGGGACCCUGUGGAGAAGGGAUUGUUCUUGUUUGGAGGCCUGGGGCAAGGACCUGCUGGAGUCAGUGGAUGGGGCUACCAAAAUUACCUGUACUUUUACAGUGUCACCUUGAACCUUUGGAGCAUCAAGUCGAGCGAUGGGGCGCCAGUGGAGCGCUUCCUCCACACAGCGGUGCUGGAUCCGGUGGACAGGGUGAUGUACGUCUUUGGAGGUCAGAACGAGAGCGUUAACAGCAAUGAUGCGCAGUCGACCUUCACGGACUUAUUUGCAUAUGAUGUGGCUAAUGACACUUGGACGGAGCUGACUGGCAGCAAGCCACGCUCCAGGCACACCGCAGUCUGGGACAGUAACUCACACCUCAUGAUCGUUUUCGGUGGCAUUUCUGACGAUCCCACCUUUAAAUACGAUGACGUGGAAGUGUAUGAUCCAGGCAACGACACCUGGACCUCCCCUGCUGUGUUAGGGGCGAAGCCAGUUGGGCGCUUCGGGCAUAUGGCAGUCUGGGAUUCGGUUUCGAGCGUGAUGCUGAUGUGCUGUGGACGUGCAGGGAAAAACGUUUUCAUUCCAUUUACCAACAUGACAGACCAGACUUACAACGAUUUGUGGAGCUUCUCCACACAGUAUGGAUGGACACUAUUGGUGGCAUCUGGCAGUUUUACCCAGCGAAGGGACGCUGGGGCAAUUUGGGAUUCAAGUGCUCGCAAGUUCAUUGGAUACGGAGGUCAGUAUGAAGCGGACGGAAGCAUGAACACACUGUUCAUCUACUCGAAUGAUUCUGACUGGAGCGAGUAUGCACUCAGCGGGCCCGUUGGCAGCUACGGGCAUGCAAUAUGCUGGCUUCACUACUUCAUCCAGCGCGACUCUCAGUUCCACAAGCACCAGCAAAACGUCCAGUCGCACGACAUCCACCACGAUUUCACGAACUUCCACUUCAAUAGUCUCCCUGACAUCCUCGUCGACUACGCAGACCCGAUCCUCCACCCACAGCACCACAGUCACCACUUCUGGCACGAUUUCCAGCUCCACGACGAGAACCCAAACUUUUAUCUCCACAUCUACCCUGUCCACCUCGCAAACGUUGACCACCACUUCGGGGAGCAGCAGCACCACGACCACUUCGCAAACUGUGACGACCAAGUCGAGCAGUGCCGGAACAAGCAGCACGUCAUCAAGCUCAUCAGGAACAACGCCUCCCCCUACAUCUACCCCAGCACUUACUUCAUCUUCUACCUCAACAUCAUUGACCACCAGCUCGGCCUUCUGUCCCUCCUCGAAGAUACAUCGGUGACUGCGAAUGCCUCGAAUGCUUCCAGUCGAGUUCUCGGCUAUGUCUUCGCAGAGGAGAAAGAAGCCGCGGUGCACGCGUGGGCCUUGGACCCUUCCUCUUCGGAUGCCCCGCUGACAUCUGUACUGACUUUGGAUGCAGACACCGUGGGCCUGGCUGUGCCUCCAGAGUCACUGGCGCAAGUAGCAGAGCUGGCAGCCGCAGUCGGUGGCGACCAAGAGGUAGUCUUGCUCACCAUCUCUACUUUUCCGGCCACUUCUGCACUCAAUGUGAGCCAGCGCGCCCUCGUCGCAGACCCGGUGCGCGUGAACUUCCGAACAGCGGGAGGCGAGCGCCUUCGGGUGCAGGGAUUAAGGCAGCCGCUGGAGUUGAGGUUUCAGUAUGUGGCGGCUGCCGAGGGCGGCCGUCAACUCCAGUGUGCAUACUGGGACGAAGAGAAUAGCCGCUGGUCACGAGAUGGCGUUCAAGGUUUCGAGGGCGCGGACGAGUUUGUUUGCCUGGCCAACCACUUGACCCUCUUCGGCGUUGUCCUGGAUGCAGUGGCGCAGGCUUUCCGCUGCUCCACAGCAUCGGACGUUUUGUCAGCAGCCAGCUUCCAGAAUAUGAGCAGGACUCAGUGGCUUGCCUACCCCGCAUCGAUCUUCUCCUUCGUCUUUCUUGGGAUUUUCCUGGCUGCCAGAGCUUUGCCUCAGUCGGAUGUGGAAGCCGUCCUUCUGGUGAACCGCGCCGAGAAGAAGGUGACAUGGGAACCGGAUUGGCGGAAGCACCGUCACAGUGCAUUCUGCUGUUGGUGUCUUGCCAAGGCCUGCGACGGACUCGCCUGGCUAGUAAGCACUAUCUUCGAGUUCCAGGCCACCGAUUCGCUCGCUGAGUUCGCGAAGCCACAGGAGGCUACUGUGAGCCGAUGCAUAGCAUUGCUUCACUCGCAGAAAGCAGGAGCUGACCGGAAAAGCAUCUCGGCAGUGCUGACAUCGAGCGGCGAGCGAAAGCUCCGUCGUCGGGGUGCUUCAGAGAGUCCGCACAGCAUUCAGGGGGAGCAGAGCACCACCUCCAAAGCAACGCAGGCCACUGCGGCGAUGGUCCAGUCUUGGGAUGUACACUCUCAUGGUGUCUGGGCGGUGAAUCGGUACCUGUCCGCCUCGUGGUGUCGACGGGUGAUGAUUCUGUUGCCUUGCUUACACCCUUGGGUGACGCUUGCACUGCUGAGCCUCUUCAAGUCUCAUACGAUGCGAGCUGCCUUGGUCGUUUUGAAACUUUCAACAUCUGCAUUUGCAAAUGCCCUUUUCUUCACUACUGCAGCACAGGGGGCAGACUCCGACGACGAAUGCGCAGAACAAGCCUCGCUGGGUCAGAAGCUCUUGACAGCUACUGUCGUGGGCAUUUCCUCUGCGUGCAUGAGUGAUGUUCUAGUCAUCUGUCUUGCCCUGCUUCAGCGACGCAGAAUUCUAAUCAGGGAACUCUGGACGGAGGAGAUGAAGGCCAGGCAAUUACGUCGCUGGCGCAUCAGGCAACGACUCUUCUGGUGUGUUUGGACUCUGGCUUUUGUCUUCUCUAUCCUCUACAUAUUGUCCUUCCUUGCCAAUGUAAGUGAAGCAGAUGCUGCAAAAUGGCUGGAAAGCAGUGGGGUCAGUUUUCUGCAAGACCUUUUGCUCAAACCCGCGCUGAUGGCCAUGGGCUAUGCGACGCUAACAACCUUCGUUUUGUGCUGCUCUCCGCGUGUAAAAGAGGCGAUAUUGAUUCAGUGGAUACAAGCAGAUGAGGAUGUCGACGAAAGCGUGGCAGAGGACACCGUUAGUGUAAGUCUUAGUUUUCCUGCUGGAGAUUCGAUUGGUGUGGAUGAGACCGAGUCAGAUCAUGAAGAACUCGUCCAGUCAACGUUUCUUGGAGAUCCGGCUGGUUUGGAUGAGACCGAGUCAGAUCAUGCGGGAAUCGUUCAAACAACGUUUUUCGGAGAUUCGGAUGGUUCGCAGGAGACCGAAUCAGCUCAUGAAGAGAUCGUGAAAAAAACCUGGCUUUGA